UUCACGGGCUAUAUUACAAUAUCAGAAAAAGAGAAGAUAGAGAUUCUAUAAACAUGAUUCAUAGUAAUUAAAGAGUCCCAAUCUUAAAAAACUGUCCUUCCUUCCUCACGGGCAGCUUAAAAACAAUGUCUUUAUCUCCCACUCUCUCACUAUAAUCACAUUUCACUUUUCCAAUUCUUCGUUACCAGACCCAAAAAUGGCAUCAUCUUCAUCUUCAUCUUCUCUCUUUCUCCAUUCACAAGCUCUCACCUUUAUCAUCUUACUUUCAUACUCUUUCUUCAUCUCUGUCAAAUCCCAAACAACCCCAGUUUUCGCCUGCGAUAUCGCCGGAAACCCAUCUCUAGCAAAUUUCACUUUCUGCGAUUCGUCGGCGACGAGUGCAGAUCGAGUGAAUGAUUUAGUAAAGAGACUUACAUUGUCGGAAAAAGUUGGGUUUUUGGUUAACUCUGCUAUUUCAGUUCAAAGACUUGGGAUUCCGAAAUAUGAAUGGUGGUCGGAGAUGUUACAUGGGGUUUCUGAUGUCGGUCCUGGUACUAGGUUCACCGGUCCGGUCCCCGGAGCUACUAGUUUUCCUCAGGUUAUUUUGACUGCGGCUUCUUUCAAUGUUACUCUUUUUCAAGCCAUUGGAAAGGUGGCAUCAACCGAAGCUAGGGCAAUGUACAAUGUAGGAUCAGCUGGAUUAACCUAUUGGUCUCCAAAUGUGAAUAUUUUUAGGGAUCCAAGGUGGGGAAGAGGUCAAGAAACUCCUGGUGAAGACCCUUUACUCUCUAGCAAAUAUGCAUCCAACUAUGUCAAGGGUUUGCAACAAUCCGAAGAUGGUGACAUAAACAAGCUCAAAGUCGCCGCUUGUUGCAAACAUUACACCGCCUACGAUGUCGAUAAUUGGAAAGGCACCGAUCGUUACCAUUUCAAUGCCGUGGUGAACCAACAAGAUUUGGAUGAUACAUUUCAGCCACCAUUCAAAAGUUGUGUUCUUGAUGGGAAUGUGGCUAGUGUCAUGUGUUCAUACAACAAAGUGAAUGGCAAGCCAACUUGUGCUGACCCUGACUUACUAGCAGGGGUCAUCCGAGGUCAAUGGAAACUUAAUGGGUACAUUGUUUCCGAUUGCGAUUCGAUAGAGGUGUUCUAUAACGACCAGAAGUAUACGAAGACACCCGAAGAGGCUGCAGCAGUGGCCCUUUUGGCAGGUUUGGACUUGAACUGCGGAGAUUACUUGGGGAAGUACACGGAGGGGGCGGUUAAAGCAGGGCUGGUUAACGAAUCGGUGGUUGAUAAGGCCAUUAGCAAUAACUUUGGUACGUUGAUGAGGCUUGGUUUCUUUGAAGGAGAUCCGAGAAAGCAACUAUAUGGAAAGCUCGGUCCUAAAGAUGUAUGCACGCAAGAGAAUCAAGAAUUGGCUCGAGAGGCGGCUAGGCAAGGCAUUGUUCUCCUCAAGAACACUCCCAAAGGCCUUCCUUUUUCUACCACUUUAAUCAAGUCUUUAGCCGUCAUUGGCCCCAACGCUAAUGUCACUCACACAAUGCUAGGCAACUACGAAGGAAAGCCAUGCAAAUACACAACCCCUUUGCAAGGUCUAACAAGCUUGGUUGCUACAACUUACGCACUCGGUUGUGCCAAUACUGCAUGUGGCACCGCCCAAUUGGAUGAUGCCAAGAAAAUUGCAGCCUCGGCCGAUGCUGUAGUCUUGGUUAUGGGCGCUGACCAGAGCAUCGAGGCAGAGAGUCGAGACCGAUUAGAUCUUACACUUCCGGGGCAACAACAACUAUUGAUCACACAAGUUGCAAGUGUCGCUAAGGGACCCGUUAUUCUUGUCAUUAUGUCGGGUGGAGGCAUGGAUGUUACGUUCGCAAAGGAAAGUGACAACAUCGCUAGCAUUCUUUGGGUCGGUUACCCGGGCCAAGCUGGUGGAGCUGCCAUUGCUGAUGUUAUCUUCGGUUACUAUAACCCUAGUGGAAGAUUACCCAUGAGUUGGUAUCCUCAAUCCUACGUAGACAAAGUACCUAUGACAAACAUGAACAUGCGACCGGAUCCAACAACAGGCUAUCCCGGGAGGACUUAUAGAUUCUACACCGGAGAGACCGUGUACACAUUUGGAGAUGGGCUAAGUUACACUUCAUUCAAUCACCACAUAGCACAAGCACCAAAGUUGAUAUCCAUUCCAUUAGGAUUGGAUCACACGUGUAGGUCUUCAAAGUGUAGAUCAAUCGACAUUCUAGACGAGCCUACAUGCCAAAACGUGUCGUUUAGCAUCCGAAUGCGUGUGAAGAACGUGGGAGGGAUGAGCGGAGGGCAGACUUUGUUCUUGUUCACGAGCCCGCCUUCGGUGCACAAUGCCCCGAGGAAGCAUUUGUUAGGGUUUGAGAAGGUGAAGAUGUUGAGGCCAAAAGAGGAAGGUAGUGUGAGUUUUAAGGUGGAUGUUUGUAAGGACUUGAGUGUGGUGGAUGAGGUUGGGAAUAGGAAAAUAGCAUUGGGACAACAUUUGCUUCAUGUGGGUGAUUUGAAACAUUCCUUAAAUAUAAGGAUUUGAUUUCAAAUACUCAUGAAUUCCAAGGGCUUUUGUUUACUUUUCUUUAUUGUGGGUUUUAUGAAAAAAUGUGGGGGGGGAAAUUGAAGAAUUGAGAACUUGGAAUUACAUAAAAAAAAAAAUUAAUAAUGUAACCAAGUUUUCACUUGUAAUCAGACAACUGGUUUAUUUAAGAACAUAAUCUUUUUUUCUUAUUUGUA
Impatiens glandulifera is the source of this 2724-nucleotide messenger RNA. RefSeq names its product beta-xylosidase/alpha-L-arabinofuranosidase 2-like. The record is from RefSeq and is a predicted model, not a curated record. Gene Ontology annotation, cellular component: plant-type cell wall. Gene Ontology annotation, biological process: arabinan catabolic process; xylan catabolic process. The coding region runs from base 197 to 2527 and encodes 776 amino acids. Gene Ontology annotation, molecular function: alpha-L-arabinofuranosidase activity; xylan 1,4-beta-xylosidase activity. The transcript has 6 exons. NCBI's taxonomy places the organism in Eukaryota, Viridiplantae, Streptophyta, Magnoliopsida, Ericales, Balsaminaceae.